GAGUUGCUUCCUCGCGUUGAUCUGGACUUAGGGAGAAGGCGUUUGAGGGCAGUGCGGGCGCAGGAAGCGGAGCGAGGCUGCGGAGAGCGAGCCGGGAGCUGUGGGGCUGCAGUGCGAUGAAGCAGCGGCUCAGGGAGCGGAGGCUGGCGGUGUGGCGAGACGGUCCGGCCCGGGGCCGGGACUGCUGCUCCGGAGGCUGCUGAGACGCCGCGGCGGUCGGCGCAGAGCACGGCGGGCGAGAGGGAGGAGAGGCUGCGGAGCGCGGGGAAGCCGGGCAGGGCGGCCGGCGGCUCGGGUUGGCCUCCCGGGUUGGGAUCCCCCGGGUGGAACCAUGCGGGUGGCCAAGUGGCUGACGGGGCUGCUCUACCAGCUCUCGCUCUUCAUCACCAGGUCUUGGGAAAUUCACUUCCACCCCAGGCAAGAAGCCCUGGUAAGGACGCUGGUCUCCUACGAAGUGGUGACCCCCGCGCGGGUCAAUGAGUUUGGCGAAGUGUUCCCUCAGAGCCACCACUUCAGCCGGAGGAAGCGCAGCUCGGAGGCGCUGGAGCCCACGCCAUUCAGGACCCACUACCGAAUCAGCGCCUACGGGCAGCUCUUCCAGCUGAACCUGAGCGCGGACGCGGCCUUUUUGGCCGCGGGCUACACGGAGGUGCACCUGGGCGCCGCGGCGCGCAGGGCGGAGGAGCGCAGCGUGGUGCCUCCAGAUCUACGCCACUGCUUCUAUCGAGGCCAGGUCAAUGCUCGCGAGGAUCACACAGCGGUCUUCAGCCUCUGUGGAGGACUGAUGGGAACAUUUAAAGCGCAUGAUGGUGAAUAUUUCUUAGAACCUAUAAUGAAGGCAGAUGGGAGUGAACAUGAAGAUGAUCAUAACAAGCCACAUCUUAUAUACAGACAGGAAUUAAAGAGCAACUAUUUUCUGCAAUCUCACAAGCCUUGUGAAGUUUCAGAAAGUCAAGUAAAACAGACCACUUUACCCCUUCACAACCACAGCAACAUGAAUGAUCUUAAUGUAAAGAAGGAAAUGGUUUUAGGAUAUCCUUCAAAAAAUAAAUCCUUGGAAGAUGAAAGAAGUCAAUUACAUUCCAGGAAAAAACGUUUCUUAUCCUAUCCAAGAUACGUGGAAGUCAUGGUUACAGCUGACGCUAAAAUGGUUCAUCAUCAUGGACAGAAUCUGCAGCAUUAUGUACUAACUCUAAUGUCAAUUGUUGCAGCAAUCUACAAGGACUCAAGUAUUGGAAAUCUUAUCAACAUAGUAAUUGUAAAAUUAGUUGUAAUUCAUAAUGAACAGGAAGGACCAGUCAUCAGUUACAAUGCAGCUACCACAUUGCGUAACUUCUGUUUAUGGCAACAAACUCAGAAUGUUCUUGAUGAUGCUCACCCUUCUCACCAUGACACUGCUGUUCUUAUCACUAGGGAAGACAUUUGUGGAGCUAGAGAGAAAUGUGACACAUUGGGUUUAGCAGAAUUAGGUACCCUGUGUGAUCCUUUACGGAGCUGCUCUAUUAGUGAAGAAAAUGGACUCAGUGCUGCCUUUACCAUAGCCCAUGAGCUUGGGCAUGUAUUUAAUGUUCCACAUGAUGAUAGUUUUAAAUGUAAGGAAACUGGAAUUAAACAUCAAUAUCAUGUAAUGGCUCCAACUUUAAAUUACCACACAAGUCCUUGGACCUGGUCAAAAUGUAGUCAGAAAUAUAUCACUGAAUUCCUAGAUACUGGUCAUGGGGAGUGCCUUCUUGACAAACCAAAUGGGAGAAUAUAUGAUCUGUCUUCACAACUUCCUGGAUUAAUGUAUGAUGUAAACAAGCAAUGUGAACUUAUGUUUGGUCCUGGAUCACAAGUAUGUCCCUACUUGAAGCAAUGCAGACGUCUCUGGUGCACUAGCGCAGAAGGAGUUCACAAGGGCUGUCGCACUCAGCACAUGCCCCUGGCAGAUGGGACAAACUGUGGUCCUGGGAUGCAUUGCCACCAUGGGCUGUGUGUAAACAAAGAAAUGGAAGCACGUCCUGUAGAUGGUGAAUGGGGACCAUGGGGACCAUACAGCUCUUGUUCAAGAACAUGUGGAGGUGGCAUCAAAAGCACAACGAGACUCUGUAAUCGCCCCGAGCCAAGAAACGGAGGAAAGUACUGUGUGGGCCGCAGGAUGAAAUUUCGAUCAUGUAAUACCGAUUCAUGUCCAAAAGGCAAGCAAGACUUUCGAGAGAAGCAGUGCUCUGAUUUUGAUGGUAAACAUUUCAACAUCAAUGGUCUUUCCCCUAAUGUGAGGUGGCUUCCAAAAUACAGUGGGAUUGCCAUAAAAGAUCGCUGUAAACUCUAUUGUCGGGUUGCUGGAACCACUAACUUCUACCAGUUGAAGGACAGGGUUGCUGAUGGUACUCCUUGCGGCACCGAAACCAAUGACAUCUGUGUUCAAGGCCUCUGUCGGCAAGCUGGCUGUGAUCACGUGUUAAACUCCAAGGCCAAGAGAGACAAAUGUGGAGUGUGUGGUGGGGAUAACUCUUCAUGCAGGACAAUGGCAGGUGUCUUCAACAGUGCUCAUUAUGGUUAUAAUGUUGUUGUCAAGAUUCCCACAGGAGCAACAAACAUUGAUAUUCUUCAGCACAGCUAUUCUGGAAAACCAGAAGAUGACAAUUACCUUGCAUUAUCUGACACUAAAGGGAAUUUUCUUUUGAAUGGGAAUUUUGUUGUAAGUAUGUCAAAAAAAGAAAUCAACAUACAAGGAGCUAUUUUUGAAUACAGUGGUUCAAACAGCUCAAUUGAAAGAAUUAAUAGUACUGAUCGGCUGGAAGAAGAAGUUGUUUUGCAGGUUUUGUGUGUGGGUAAUUUAUACAACCCUGAUGUACGAUAUUCCUUCAAUAUUCCUGUGGAAGAGAGGAGUGACCUAUUCACAUGGGAUCCAUAUGGACCAUGGCAAGAUUGUACCAAGAUGUGUCAAGGUCUUCACAGAAGAAAAAUUACCUGCAUUCGGAAGAGUGAUCACAUGGUAGUGUCUGAUCAAAGAUGUGACCACUUACCACUUCCAUUGUUUGUGACUGAAAGGUGCAAUACAGACUGUGAACUAAGGUGGCACAUCAUUGGCAAAAGUGAAUGUUCAUCCCAUUGUGGUCAAGGAUAUAGGUCCUUGGAUGUCCACUGCAUGAAAUAUUCCAUUCAUAAAGGGCAAACUGUUCCAGUAGAUGACCACUACUGUGGUGACCAACUUAAACCUCCCACACGAGAACCCUGCCAUGGUGACUGUGUCUUAACAAAGUGGCAUUAUUCAGAAUGGUCCCAGUGUUCCAGGAGUUGUGGAGGAGGGGAAAGGUCUCGAGAAUCUUACUGUAUAAAUAACUUUGGCCACCAUCUUGCUAACAGAGAAUGCCAAGAUAUUCCCCGAGUGACAACCGAGAAUUGCAAUGAAUUUUCCUGUCCCAGUUGGGCUACUAGUGAGUGGAGUGAGUGUCUUGUUACAUGUGGAAAAGGAACAAAACAGCGGCAAGUGUGGUGUCAGCUGAAUGAAGAUCACUUGAGUGAUGGUCUCUGUAAUCCAAGUACCAAACCUGAAUCUCUGAGACCAUGUGAGCUUCAUACAUGUGCUUCCUGGCAAGUAGGACCAUGGGGUUCUUGCACGGCCACAUGUGGACAUGGGUAUCAGAUACGUGCUGUUAAAUGUGUCAAUGAGCUGCUCAGUGCAGUGUUAGAUGAUGGAGUCUGCCAUGGAGCCAGCCGCCCAAGUGACAGGCAGGACUGUAUAGUCAUACCUUGCCCAGUUAUCCCUAAAAUUGGGGCCACUUCAUUGUCAGCUGUUCCCAUAGGAAAGAUAGCCCAAUGGCGACAUGGUUCUUGGACCCCAUGCUCUGUGUCUUGUGGACGAGGUAAUCAAGCGCGCUAUGUAAGUUGUCGUGAUGCUUACGAUGGAAUAGCAGAUGAAUCCUAUUGUGCCCAUUUACCCCGACCUGCUGAAGUAUCUGUCUGUUUUAACCCUUGUGGGGAGUGGCAAACUGGGAAUUGGUCACCUUGUUCAGCUUCCUGUGGCCAUGGGAAAACAACGCGACAAGUUUUAUGCAUCAACUACCAUCAGCCAAUUAAUGAGAAUUACUGUGACCCUGCAGUUCGCCCUUUGAUAGAACAAGAAUGUAACCUGGCAGACUGCCCACCCAUGAACAGUCACUUUCCAAGUUCCUCUGAGCAGCCGAGCCAUUUUCCAGGCAGGAAUUUUCCAUUAACUCACAAACCAGAAGAUCAUCAAAAUCAGGGGGUCCAUCCGUCAAUCAGAGGAAACCAAUGGAGAACAGGACCAUGGGGAUCAUGUUCCAGCAGCUGUGCGGGAGGCGUCCAGCACAGGGUUGUGGUCUGCCAGGAUGAAAAUGGACAGACUGCCAGUUACUGCGAUGCAGCCUCCAGGCCCCCAGAGGCCAAGCGCUGUGACUCAGGUCCUUGUCCGCGGUGGAACUACGGAAGCUGGGGAGAAUGUACACAAACAUGUGGAGGAGGAAUAAAGUCAAGAUUCGUAAUAUGUCAAUUUCCCAAUGGCCAAAUGUCACAAGAGCAAAACUGUGAAAUCUUAAACAAGCCACCUAGUGUGGUACAAUGUCAUGUGCAUGCUUGCCCUGAUGAGGUGACAUGGCAUCGGGGACCAUGGAAAUCGUGCUCAGCUUCUUGUGGUAAAGGUUUAAAGUACCGUGAGGUGCUUUGCAUUGACCAAUUCCAAGGGAAAUUAGAAGAAAAAUAUUGUAGUCAUCUACAGAAACCUCGAACUCACAAAGCUUGUAGAUCUGUCAGAUGCCCUUCAUGGAAAGCCAAUAGAUGGAAGGAGUGCUCUGUGACCUGCGGCGCGGGAGUUCAGCAAAGGGAUGUGUACUGCAGACUCAGAGGCGUUGGUCGGGUGGCUGACGAAGUGUGUGAUCCAUCCACCCGGCCUUAUUUUCAGCAGCAAUGUUGGCGUCAGGACUGCAAACAGUACCAGUGGGCAGCAGGAGAGUGGCUGAACUGUUCAACAUCAUGUACCAAAACAGAGACACAUCGGCAAGUGAAGUGCACCGAUGCACAAAAUGUUCAAGUGAACGAGAGUUUCUGUGAUCCUUCAACCAGACCUCUUUCAAUCAAAAAGUGCAGGAACCCUUCCUGCAGGUAUAUUGUGGUAACAGGAGACUCAUCACAGUGUGCAGGUAACUGUGGAUUUAGUUACCGACAAAGGAUUACAUAUUGCAUUGCAAUCUGGCCUACUGAGAAAUAUAAGCUUCAUCAACUUUGGCCUAUAGACUAUCGAGAAUGUCCUGUGCUGCCUUCCCCUCAGGUUUACAAAUGCAAUUUUAGGAGCUGUUUGCAUGUGGCCACUUGGAAAGUGGGGAAAUGGAGCAAGUGCUCAGUGACUUGUGGAACUGGGACAAUGGAGAGAAGAGUAGAAUGCAUGGCUGAAAGUGGUUGGUCCAGUAACUUAUGUUUAAAGCGUUUAAAACCAGAUGCUCAAAAGAAAUGUUACAUCAAUGACUGUAAAACAUUUACCAGCUGCAAAGAAAUCCAAGUAAAAAACAACAUUACCAAGGAUGGUGACUAUUACCUUAACAUUAAUGGAAGAAUAAUAAAGAUCUAUUGCGCAGACAUGCACUUGGAGAACCCCAAGGAAUAUAUAUCAUUGGUCAAAGGUGAAGAAGACAACUUUUCUGAAGUGUAUGGUGUUAGACUACAAAAUCCAUAUGAAUGUCCUUUUAAUGGAAGUAGGAGGCAAGACUGUGCGUGUAAAAAUGACUACCUGGCUGCUGGGCACACUGUUUUCAGCAAAAUAAGAAUUGAUCUCAAUUCCAUGCAAAUUAAAACCACAGACCUUCUUUUUGCCCAGACAGUAUUUGGAAAAGCAGUGCCAUUUGCCACAGCGGGAGAUUGCUAUAGUGCUGCCAGAUGCCCACAGGGACAGUUCAGCAUUAACUUGGCAGGAACUGGAAUGAAGAUAUCCAGCACAGCAAAGUGGCUGGCUCAGGGGAGUUAUGCCUCUGUCAUCAUACACAGGUCACAAGAUGGAAUCAAAGUCCACGGCAGAUGUGGAGGGUUCUGUGGAAAGUGUGUUCCUCACAUGACUACUGGUCUCCCAAUUCAAGUAGUAUGAACGUUCAGAAGUGGGAAGGAUGAGGAGAUAUUCUCUGGCAUAUCUGCAGAUAACCGGUGCUCGUUUCUUUACUCUUCCCUUCCUGAGAUUUCCAUGUCCAAAAUGUCUGUGCUUUUUUUUUCUUUCAGGGUGCUCAUCAGGGAAUCAAAUCACUGCUUAAUAUUUCCAAAGACUUCAAAAUAAACUUAACAGAUAAUGUGACUCUAAUUAGGAACUUUUUAAAAGGACAGAAUAAUUUAUGGUAUAAUAUACAGAGAUAUUUGAAUGAAUUAUACCAAGAUAAUGUUGCUGUUAACAAACAGCUUGGACUGGAUCACAGUUAUAUUAUGCCUAUAAACACACAUAUAAAUCUCUACUCAGUAUUGUACUGUACAGUGAAUGUUUAUUCUACUUGUUAAAAUGGAGCAAGUAAAAAUUAGGAAAAUGAA
Molecule: messenger RNA, 6504 nt
Organism: Odobenus rosmarus divergens (Pacific walrus)
Lineage: Eukaryota; Metazoa; Chordata; Mammalia; Carnivora; Odobenidae
Gene: ADAMTS20
Product: ADAM metallopeptidase with thrombospondin type 1 motif, 20
Exons: 39
Coding region: 332-6076 (1914 amino acids)
Biological process (GO): proteolysis; extracellular matrix organization
Cellular component (GO): extracellular matrix
Molecular function (GO): zinc ion binding; metalloendopeptidase activity
Source: RefSeq, a predicted model, not a curated record